Spodoptera litura is the source of this 375-nucleotide messenger RNA. The record is from RefSeq and is a predicted model, not a curated record. Lineage: Eukaryota; Metazoa; Arthropoda; Insecta; Lepidoptera; Noctuidae.
CUUCAAAGAAUAUACUAGUACACGGAUUUAUAGUACAAUUCAAAAUGUUCACGAAAUUUUUCGUUGUCGUUCUUACCGCGAUGCUGAUUGGAAAUAGCCAGCAAGAAUCUGCAGGAACGGGCGGCAGCGCUGGAGCAGGAUUUGGAGUAGGCGCUAGUGCUAACAUGGGGGCUAAUGCUGGAGCAGGAUCAGCAGGCAAUGCUAGUGGUGGCGCUGGCGCUAGCGGAGGUGCAGGCUUCAAUGCUGGGUUCGGAGCCAACGCAGGCGCAGGUGGACAAGGACAAGGCAGUGGAAAGUGAACUAUAAAUGUGAAUUACUACGAUAAUGUUACUUUUACGUAAAAGUAUACGCUUUUAUUAAACGCACUGAUUUCUG